Messenger RNA from Fomitopsis serialis, 654 nucleotides. RefSeq names its product S-adenosyl-L-methionine-dependent methyltransferase. Gene Ontology annotation, cellular component: eRF1 methyltransferase complex. The record is from RefSeq and is a predicted model, not a curated record. Gene Ontology annotation, biological process: methylation. Lineage: Eukaryota; Fungi; Basidiomycota; Agaricomycetes; Polyporales; Fomitopsidaceae. The coding region runs from base 1 to 654 and encodes 217 amino acids. Gene Ontology annotation, molecular function: S-adenosylmethionine-dependent methyltransferase activity; nucleic acid binding; protein methyltransferase activity. The transcript is spliced from 7 exons.
AUGAUCCCCACUCCAGACCUCUCUCAUCUUACCAAGCAAGACUAUGACCACGUAUAUGAGCCUGCAGAGGACACAUUCAUCUUGCUAGAUGCCCUUGAACAGGAUGCUGAGGAACUACGAGUAUCAUAUCCAAGAUUAUGCUUGGAAAUUGGGUCAGGAUCAGGCUGCGUCUCAAGUUUUAUCGGAGCCAUACUUGGCACGUCGACGAUAUUAUGCCUUGCGACCGACAUCAAUCCACACGCAUGCAGAUGCACGAGACUGACCGGUCGUCAGAACAAGACACCAAUAGACGUGGUGAACGCCUCUCUGGCAUCGCCUCUUGUGCAACGACUUCGACAUGCAGUCGACGUACUCAUUUUCAACCCUCCCUAUGUGCCCACCUACGCCGACGAAGCAGACGACGCGCAACAGGGCGCAGACAUACAAGGUGCUUGGGCUGGCGGAGAAAUCGGGAUGCAAGUGACCGAUGUUCUCCUUGAUCAGGUCGAGGAUUUACUUUCACCCAUCGGGCGGUUUUAUUUAGUCGCAGUAAAACAGAACGACGUCCCUGCAAUACGUCAGAGGAUGCUAGAUACAUACAGACUCUCGAGCGAGGUAGUCCUUGAACGCCGAGCUGGUGGUGAAUAUCUUUUCGUUGUGCGAUUCUCUCGAUAG